CACCCACAAUUUACAUAAACUAUCAAGAACAAAUAAAACAAAGUACCACCACAAAACUAACAUGGCAAAGCUCAUUCUCAUCCUCGCGGCACAAAUCAUCCUCCUCGGCGCAACUGUUACUUCUGCCGGAAAAAAUGGUGAAGAGUUUGCAAGAACAAUAAACCGAAAACACCUCGGCAAAAAAGAGAAACUCACACAUAUCCGUGUUUAUUGGCACGACAUUUUAAGUGGUCGAAACCCAAGUUCCAUCAGGAUCCAACAACCGGUGUCGAAAUACUCAGCUUCCUCAUUCUUCGGAUCAAUCACCAUAAUAGACAACGCUUUAACAUCAAUUAACUCGACUGUGGUGGGCCAAGCCCAAGGGAUGUACGCCGGAGCAGCUCAAAAGGAAUUAGGGUUCUUGAUGGCAAUGAACUUUGCUUUUAAGACUGGUAAGUAUAAUGGGAGUACCAUCACGAUUCUUGGUCGUAAUACGGUGUUAUCCAAGGUUAGGGAGAUGCCAGUGCCAGUGGUUGGAGGCAGUGGAAUGUUCCGGUUCGCUAGAGGUUAUGUCGAGGCUCGGACCAAAUGGUUUGAUAUUAAGACGGGUGACGCUACUGUUGAGUAUAAGUGUUAUAAUAUCUUGCAUUAUUGA
Molecule: messenger RNA, 634 nt
Organism: Arabidopsis lyrata subsp. lyrata
Lineage: Eukaryota; Viridiplantae; Streptophyta; Magnoliopsida; Brassicales; Brassicaceae
Product: dirigent protein 3
Source: RefSeq, a predicted model, not a curated record